Xiphophorus maculatus (southern platyfish) is the source of this 4398-nucleotide messenger RNA. RefSeq names its product CAP-Gly domain containing linker protein 2 (gene clip2). The coding region runs from base 579 to 3653 and encodes 1024 amino acids. Gene Ontology annotation, biological process: cytoplasmic microtubule organization. Lineage: Eukaryota; Metazoa; Chordata; Actinopteri; Cyprinodontiformes; Poeciliidae. The transcript is spliced from 18 exons. The record is from RefSeq and is a predicted model, not a curated record. Gene Ontology annotation, molecular function: microtubule plus-end binding. Gene Ontology annotation, cellular component: microtubule plus-end; nucleus; cytoplasm.
CCCAGCCCCUUUGUUCGAUCCAGUCGGUGGGUUGAGUCAGAGACGGGAGGCCGAGCUGGACCCAAUAAACCACCAGCACCGGCGGAACCAGAGCGGAGGAGAUACCGAACCGGAUAAACAGGACUAAAAAAAAUCAACGGAAAAAAACUUUGACUGAAAGUAUUUCUGAAACGGUUCGGCUUCUUUAAGAGUCGUUUUUCUUCGACAUCCUUUCCUAGCCGUCUUAGCUAUCGCCCUGGAGCAUGAACCGGCAGGCUGACGGCUGCUAACCCCACACCGGUCUGUCUCCAUCACCCACGCUGAUCCACGCUGAUUCUCCCCUUUCAGUUUUUUUUUCUUGGCUCAGCAUCCAUAUUUGCAUCCCAGGGAGUGGCAGGCACUAAUCCGCCCUGUCUCUCCCCCUCCUCCGCCGGUGAGGACCUAGAAGUUAGCCGCUUCUCGGACACCUCUCGGACUCUGCAUUUCCACACAGGAAGCUAAACAUGGAGAACAACAGCCUCCGCUCUUUGAUCUAGUACCGGAUCCGUACGCCUCCAGACGAUCGCUCCAGAUCCCCGCCGCCUCCCUGCUCCUGUAAAAUGAACAUGCUGAAAUCCAGUGGACUGAAGAUUCCCGGCCGUGGGGCCAAGCAUUCCAGCCCGGUGGGACGGAGCUCCGUGGGCGGAACGUCCAGCCCCGUCGCCACUAAAGACAGCACUCCACCGAAGGCUGCCGCUCCGGCUAAAAUCUCAGAGGAAGGCGAUGAUGUUGUAGGAGACUACACUGUUGGCGAACAGGUGUGGGUCAACGGCGUCAAACCUGGAGUCAUCUCCUACCUGGGGGAGACCCAGUUUGCCCCCGGACAGUGGGCCGGAGUCAUACUGAACGACCUAGUUGGCAAGAACGACGGGUCGGUGGGCGGCGUGCGCUACUUCGAGUGCCAGCCCCUCCAGGGCAUCUUCACACGGCCCUCCAAGCUCACCCGACAGCCGGUCGGAGAGGGGAGCGACAGCCACUCCACCGACUCGGCCCAGAAUCAGACUCACCAAGGUGGCGGUGGCGCCCCUGCUGGCCAGAGGGUGGUGGUGCCGCUCAGAGAAGGGCUCCUCAACAGCGCAGUGAAAACAGGAAAUGAGUCUGGCUCCAACAUGUCGGACAGCGGCUCGGUUAAGAAAGGCGGAGAUAAAGACCUGAGAGUUGGAGAUCGAGUUCUGGUGGGAGGCUCGAAGAUGGGAGUAAUACGUUACAUGGGGGAAACGGACUUCGCCAAGGGUGAAUGGUGCGGGGUGGAACUGGAUGAGCCCCUGGGGAAGAACGACGGUGCAGUCGCUGGUACAAGAUACUUCCAGUGCCUUCCAAAGUUUGGCCUGUUUGCUCCCAUCCACAAGGUGAUCCGCAUUGGUUUCCCCUCCACCAGCCCGGCCAAGUCCAAGAAGAGCAAGCGGGUGGCCAUGGGGGUCUCCUCUCUGGCCCACAGCCCCAGCAGCUCCUCCAUCAGUUCAGUCAGCUCGGUGGCCUCCUCUGUGGGUGGACGCCCGAGCCGAGCUGGACUGCUGACGGAGACGUCGUCGCGCUACGCCCGGAAGAUCUCGGGCACCACGGCGCUGCAGGAGGCCCUGAAGGAGAAGCAGCAGCACAUCGAGCAGCUGCUGGCCGAGAGGGACCUGGAGCGCGCCGAGGUUGCCAAGGCAAACAGCCACAUCUGCGAGGUGGAGAAGGAGCUGAGCGUCCUCAAGGCUCAGCAUGUGCAGUACGUGACGGAGAACGAGAGCGCCCUCCAGCAGGUCCAGACCAUGUUGGCCAGCACACAGAAAGACAAGCUGGAACUGGCCAAUCAGCUCGAAGAGGAGAAGAGGAAGGUAGAGGACCUCCAGUUCAGAGUGGAAGAAGAGUCCAUCACCAAAGGAGACCUGGAGACUCAGACGAAAUUGGAACAUGCCCACAUUCGUCAGCUUGAGCAGAGUCUGCUGCUCGAAAAAUCGAGAGCAGCGGCGCUCCAGAAAGAAUUAGAGAGGCGAAGGCAAACCACCGUAGAAGAGCAGAGUCACAUCAUGCAGCUGGAGGAGGAGCUCGCCCUCCGAAGGGCUGAAAUCAAAGACCUCCAGGGUCAGCUCAGGCGGAUCGACGCGGGCUCCCAGCAGGAGGCCCCGGGGACCGACGCCAAGCCGGAGACCGUCCUGCUGCGUGAGCAGCUGCUGACGGUGGGCCGCGAGCACCACAAGGAGAGCAGCGAGCUCAAAGAAAAAUACGAGACAGCGUUGGCGGCAAGCCAACAGGAGGUGGAGUCGCUGAGGACGGUUGUGGAGAAACAGAGCGCUGAGAUCGGCGAGAUGAAGCAGAAAGUCCAACAAGCCACCAAGGAGAACAUGGAAAUGAUGGACUCCUGGAAGGCUAAGUUUGACAUGUUGGUGACUGACCAUCAGCAAUCCUUGAAGGAGCUGAAGGCAUCGCUGAGCAGAGGUCAGUCUGCUCCACAAGGCCAGGAGCAGGACGCCCAGGAGCUAAGGACCACUCUGGAGAGCCUAAAGAUGGAGCACCAGCUGGAGGUGGAGAACUUGAAGGCCAAACACAAGAUCGAAGCCGCCGUUCUGAUCAAGGAGCGCGAGGAUCUCUGCAAUCGCCUUCAGGAGGCCAGAGACCAGCUGAACGGAGGCAGGUCUGACAUGGAGGCUCAGAGCAGCAAGGCGGCGCUGAGCGAGGCCUCCCUGAAGCUGCAGAGGGCGGAGGCCAGGCUGGCAGAGAUGGAGGUGCUCCAGGUGGAGCGGGACAAAACAACAACAGCACUUCGAGACAGACUGGAGCUGUCAGAGAAGAUGAUGACGGACUACCAGGCCCUGCAGAAGGCCCAGGCUGAGAGCCAGGAGGAGAUCCAGAAACUGGAGGAGAAGCUGAGGGUGACGGCAAACCAGCUGCAGGCUGUGCAGGCAGAUCACUUUAAACCUCACGAUGCAAACAUGAUUGAAGAUAAUGAAAUUUCAGAUGAGAAGAAGAAGCUGAAACAGAAUAUUGAAGAAACGAUGGAGAAGUUGAUGAAAAAGGAAAAAGAAGUCUUCACACUCUCUUCCCAGGUCGAAGCUCUAAAAACACAGAUUGGAGCUCUGGAAAAUAAAGUUCGCUCUGGGGAAAAGAAAUUCGAAGCUUUAGCCAAGGAGAAGAUGCGUGUGGAGGCGGAGCUAGAGGCCAUGACCAAGAAGUCCCAUGAUGCAUCAGGGCAGCUGGUCAGCAUAAGCCAGGAGCUGCUGAAGAAAGAAAGGAGUCUGAAUGAACUGCGGGUGUUACUCCUGGAGUCCCACCGCCACUCUCGGGACGUGGAGAAAGACCUGAGCCGAGAGGUGCACAAGGCUGAGUGGAAGGUCAAGGAGCAGAAACUUCAGGACGACAUAAAAACCCUGAGAGAAAAACUGCUUCUGCUGGGAAGGGAGCGGUCCUCUCCUGACCACCGGCGGUACUCCAUGCUCGACCCGUCGGCUCUGGACUCGGAGGUUAGCCGCCUGCGCCAGCGGCUGCUCAACACCGAGGACGCCCUGAGGAACGCCCUGGAGCACAACCAGCAAGUCGACAAGCUUGUCCAGGCCAUGCGAAGACAUCCAGAUAAGAGCCAGGUUCUAGGUGCAAAUUCAGCGAAUGGAAUUCACCACCAGGAAUCAGACAUCACUCAAGAGGAACAGCACUGAUGGGGGCAGCAGCGAUGAUGGGGCGGGCGACUCCAACGUGAACCCAGACUGACGUUGGGACCUUCAGACGGGAGCAGAGCGUCUCCCGAUGCUGCGUCAAAUGCCUGAAAAACACUUCCGUUUACAGUCAAUGAAUACCAAAACAGUGAAUUUAUAUGUUGUUGCAGAAUGCACCUAAUAGCCAAUCACGAAGAUCACUUAAAGUACUAUAAAGUAUGGGACAUGAAGAGAUAUUAUCAGUGAAAUAACUGCUGAGAGCUCGAGAGAAUGGCAGCUUUGGAUGCUUUACAGUAGUUAGGAAGCUUCGUUCAACAAGUCAGCGGGAAGAGCUAUUGGACUGACUCUUGGUCGCUUUCUUUGUUUUAUUUAUUGCUGUUAUUUUUGACAUUUUGCUUUCUAAUAAUUCUCUGUACUGCUCAAAGAAACACCCGAAUUCUGACGUUUCUAUUAGAUUCUGACUCAAUCUGAUGUCACCGAACUGUAAAGGUCAAAACUCCCUCUGUAACGCACACAAGCAACAGAAAUGUUAUCUCUGUUUAAUCCCUUCAUGAUUGUAGUCAGGUUGUAUGCAUUGUAUGAAUCUUAGAUUUCCCUUUUUUUAACAUCCCUAUGAAUGAACCAAGCGUGGCCCAAAUAGAACAGAGCAGAAUUUGCAGCGUAUCCUUUUCAAAAUCAGUCGCAACAAAAGUGCAGAAACCGACCAACAAGUCACUCUAACCUAAAUAAACAGAGUUACCAGGAGCAA